AUGGUGCCAACUGCAUGGACCCAGGCGGAGCCCUACGCGCAAAUCUACGAGGAAACCGGUCUCUGGAGAGAAGCCGGUGUGCUUGCCGGUGAGCACUACGUCUUCGCCACGGACGCUGGCGCCAUAGGCAAAGACCCGCGAGCACGCCGGGUGUUCUGGGCGGCGGUCGCCUGUCGAUGGGAUGGAGAGCAGCUUGUGCAGGUCGCCACUUUGCGGGGAAGUCUUGUUGGUGAGCAAACUGUCCCACGUGGUGAGGCUUGGGCCAUAAAAGAGCUCCUUGCCCGGGUCACUGGUAUAGUUGACCUCACCAUGGAUGCUCAGGCUGUUCAUAAGAAACUCAAGCGGCGGAGGCCGGGCCAGGAUUCCCUGUGGAACGCCAUUUGGGACUCCAAGGAGGCGGUGACCUUGGCAGCUACCUGGAUUCGGUCGCACCAGUCAGUUGAAGCUUUCCGCGCACGGUUUGGGCAGUGCCUUUGGCGACGUGAGGUGAACGCAAUGGCUGAUGCUUGCUGCACGGAGCUCCGGCUGCGGUGCCGGGAGAAAGUCCGGGCACACGAGGCCAGACUCAAGCUGCUGGACUCGGACACCCACAGGGCGCUGAUUGGACAAGCCGCUAUAUUGGCGGAGCUCAUCAGUAACCUGCCGAGUGGGAAAGACCCGCCUGUCGCUGGGAUGGCUGACAGGAAGAAACACCUCAAGGGUGCUGAAGCAAGGAAAAGGGGCCCCGUUGAAGCGCGAGACGCCACUAGUAAACGCGACUACUUGGCAAAACUUGCGAGCGGAGACUUGAAGGGCGGAGACCACGUCUGGGUUGCCAUGAAAAGCGGAGUGAGGUGUAAGGAGUGUGGAAUCACCAUGAGCUCUGGACGCCCCUAUAAGCUGCUCGCACGGAUAGCUGCGCUCCCAUGCCAGGAGGGCGAGGAUGCCGCGACUCCGUACGGAGUCCACCCAAGCCAUAAGCUGCGGAGACAGGGUGCAAAGCUCAAGUGUGAGUCCUUCGCCGUGCACCUGCGCCAUGGGCGGCUGCACGGAGUGGGCGUCGGAGGCAACAAGAAGAACCGUGAGCGGGCCGGGUAUCUGGCGCUGACUUUGGCAGCUUUGCUGGAGCAGAGUGGGCCUUGCCCAGGCGAGCUGCGGUGGGAUCUCCGUCUUGCGCAGCAGACGGAGAUUCGAUACCUCGAAGACCCCAACUUGCCCGACGCGAGGGAGGAGAGAAGGGAGCCCGACACCAUGGAAGAUGCCCAGAGCUAUGGAGAUGCAGGAAGCAGCAGCGAUUUGAAGGUGCCGCGGCCUGGGACGUGGAUUUGGUGGCUGGGUCAUCGCCCACGUGGCACCCCGGUGGUGCUCUGUGAAGACCGCACCGUUGAGGUUUUCCAGACUGCCAAGAACUGGCUGUUAAAGGUCGCUGAGCUACAGAGCUGGCCCCAGGAUGUUGCGGAAGGUCGGGUGCCCCAAGAUUGGAAGGAGCGCCUGGCUCCCGUGUUUCCGGACAUCUACUGCCUGGGGCUGUGGAAGAUGGACUAUGAGAACGAGCCAUGGCAAGUGGUCACCGUCGGUCGCAACGUGGAAGAGAGGUGGCGAGCUGCGGCUGUCGGGCUGGCGGCGCAGAUCUCUGGCUGGUGUGGUCGAUGCAAGGAGCCGGCGAUCAACGCCGCGUUGACCGAAGCAGGCUGGAUUCCAUCAGAGGAGCUUUGGCACUUCUAUGACUUGAAGGGGGAGGGCUUUUGGCAGAACUUGUCACAAUGGCAAGAGACGACGGCGCAACCCAGGUUGCCGGUCACUGACGUGAGCACGAUAAAAAAAAUGCAGAAGCAGUGCCUGAAGGACAUCCGAAUGACUUGCCAGCCCGCGCUGCACAGAGAGCUGCGAGCGCGCGGUGGCUACGCGGAGAUCGACCUAACCUGUUCGUGCCGGCCCUGGCAGUCCAUCCUGGCAGGCCACGCCAUGCGACAGGAGAUCAUAGGACAGGGCGUGCAACGUUUCGCGAUUGCAUCAGAUGAAAGAAAACUGGAUCCACACCAGGAAAACGCGCCGUUGGUGUUCUGCCGAGUGGAGCAGGUGAAUGGGGCAACUACAACGUUCUCAGACCUGGAACGGACGGAGGAAACGUUUCGUCAGUUUUGUCUACCGAAGGAUGAGUACCUGGCAUUUCGAAUGGCGUCGGAGUGGAAGGUUGAGGGUCGAUGGCAGGCCUACGCGCACGGCGUCUUCAAGAAUCUCAUCAAGGAUUUCAAGGAGCAGCACGCGAUUCAGCAGUGGAACGAUGGAGACUUGCUUCCGCCGACCAUCAGCCACGAGCCGACUGAGCACGCGUGGAAGCUUUCGGAACGCUUGGCGGCCAGCUUUCGGCGGUGGCUGAGAACGCGCACGACGUGCCCGGAGGUGGACCAGCUGCGCCGCAGAACCGCGCCUGAGCUGCUGCUGGAUUUCGAUGAGGCGAUUGCAGGUGUUUGCAAGGAGAACCAGCCCAAGUCACCCCAAGACCCGGGCAAAGAAAGCUUCACGCAACUGCAAAAAAGCAUGCUGGUCGCUAUUCUAGAAGGUGAUGAUUGGAAGCGUCACCUGAAAGAUCUGGACCCAUCACGUUGGGGCGUUGAGUGGCAGCAGAGGUGGGUCGAGAACAAGUACUACCAGCAGAUGCAUUGGAUGAGCGCUGGGGAGGAUAUUCGCUUCGGUCACGACAAAAUCAGCGCCGCGUUUCUGCAUGGUGAACAUGGCAAGCAGCCUUUGGACGCGACGAUUCAGGAGCUUGUUGAUGGACCUGAAUGGGUCGAGUCUGUGCCAGCGUUGGUAGCGGUCCGUUUCCAAGGCCGUGUAUAUGUUGUCUUUGGGAAUAGACGCCUUCACUGCCUCAAGGAGGCUUACAAACGACGGCAUGCUGAGUUGCACUUCAAACUCAUCAUCCACGACCUCCCAGCAUGCAAGAGCAUUGAGGAUGUGGGCUUGAGAAAUGUUUUCAAGAUCAGAGCUAUCCUCGCCACAAGCACAGAGUGCGGUGGCCAGCAUGUUCAUGUGAAUCGGUCGAAGAGGGCGCGACGCUGA
Molecule: messenger RNA, 3042 nt
Organism: Symbiodinium natans
Lineage: Eukaryota; Dinophyceae; Suessiales; Symbiodiniaceae
Source: the annotation of a GenBank genome assembly